GCGCUCGUAAAAAACGAAAAUCCAAACGGAUAUUAUAUACACCCGCGGACCGUAAUAAUUAUUCUUCGUCAUUAUAAUAUUAUUCGACAAUAUUAUUAUACUGUUUUCGUAUCGCGUACGCGUCGCGUUGUAACGUAAUAAAUAUAAUAUUAUUUAAUAUUACUUGCAUCGUUGGAAUAUCAUCGUUGGAACAUUAUAUAAUGUAAUAUUAUAAUGUAUGCACGUGGACGUCCGUUUUUCCGCACCGAGAUAUAAGUAAAAUAUCGUUUCGCAUUCGGUCGUCACGGACCCGCGCGCGCGUUCCCGUCGUCGCUCCAUCUUUAACUAGUUUAUAUAUAUGUAUAUUAUAUUAUAUAUAAAUACGUAUACUACUAUAUAUACCUAGCCAAUUACAUUUUUUUUUUGUUCAUCUAUCCACCGAACCGGAAUAUUGCACUGCUGCAGGAUUUUUAAAAUAUCUGUCUUCACCACUAUUAUUAUAUUCACAAUUCACGACUACGAGUCACCACUGAAAUCAACAAAUACAGAGUACAUACAGACUUCAACCAACGGUAGCCUGCACUUGUGCAAUAAGUAAUCAUGGAAAAAUCAAUCUUUUCUUUUUUGGCCGUCUGUUUGUUGGUUCAGUUGGCUCACGGUUAUUGCGGUAGCGACUGCUUCAAGUACGUGGCUGCAGGAGUUUGUACAUCAUUGGGACUGUGGUACGGUUACCGAUUUUUGAUCAGACCAUUGGACAUACAAAGGAAAUUGGCUGACGUGGGUUACGAACAGCACAUCACACAAAAGCAAUGGGUAUCAAAGGAUAAGUUACAUCUGAUACGAUCCAUGAUGAGACUAAGGAAAAAAGGAACUUUGCCACCAGUCUAUCCGAAUGGAUGGUUUGCGCUCCUGGACUCCGAUCAAGUCAUCGUCAAUCAAGUUAAGUACGUGACGGCUCUAGGAGAAAAUUUCGCAGUGUUUCGUGCAUCCAACGGCGACGUCAAUAUAUUAAAUGCUUACUGUCCUCAUCUGGGUGCUAAUAUGGCUAUUGGAGGAGUAGUUAAAGGAAACUGUCUUCAAUGUCCAUUUCAUGGAUGGACAUUUGAUGGUACCAGUGGGAAGUGCGUCCGAAUUCCGAACGAUUGUUCUAAUGGAGUGUCAUCGAAGGCGGUGUCGGUGAGGAGAUGGGAGUGUUGCGAAGCCAACGGGUUCGUGUUCGUGUGGUACCAUGCGGAGAACGAGGCGCCAUCGUGGCGGCCGGCCAGAGACAUCGAGGCGGCCGGCCGCGGCUGGACGUACCGCGGCCGCAGCGAGCACUACGUGAACGCGCACAUCCAAGACAUCCCGGAAAAUGGAGCGGACGUGGCCCAUCUGCCGGCACUGCACGGCCACAUGGCGCUCGGCGGCCAGUACGCCGCGCAGGCCGACCGGUCGCUGUGGAGGUGGCUCGGCGUCCAUGAGUGGACGGCCGCGUGGCGGGCGGACGGUACCCGCGGGCGGCACGUGUCCACACUCAAUCUGCAGCACGGGCUAGUGGUGUUCGGCAAGUUCGUCGUUUUCAAAAUGGACGUGGAAGCGCAACAGUUUGAGAGAGAUGUAGUCAUUUGGAACCACAAGAGUUACAUUGAAAAGCCUUUAGCUUCAAAACAAGAAUCAACACUCUUGGCACAUAGAAAAUGGUACAAACAAUUUUAUAGUGCUAAUAGUAUACAAUUUAGUAACAGAAAAAAAACAAUGGAUUGGUGAAUUAAUAUAUUAAUUUUAAUUUUACAUAACU
This is a messenger RNA of Acyrthosiphon pisum (pea aphid), 1756 nucleotides long. RefSeq names its product cholesterol 7-desaturase. Gene Ontology annotation, biological process: cholesterol metabolic process. The record is from RefSeq and is a predicted model, not a curated record. The transcript has 7 exons. Gene Ontology annotation, molecular function: oxidoreductase activity; 2 iron, 2 sulfur cluster binding. Bases 580 to 1725 code for a protein of 381 amino acids. Lineage: Eukaryota; Metazoa; Arthropoda; Insecta; Hemiptera; Aphididae. Gene Ontology annotation, cellular component: cytoplasm.